This is a messenger RNA of Megalobrama amblycephala (Wuchang bream), 2164 nucleotides long. Its product is annotated as gastrula zinc finger protein XlCGF7.1-like. Gene Ontology annotation, biological process: regulation of DNA-templated transcription. The record is from RefSeq and is a predicted model, not a curated record. The transcript has a single exon. Gene Ontology annotation, molecular function: DNA-binding transcription factor activity, RNA polymerase II-specific; RNA polymerase II cis-regulatory region sequence-specific DNA binding. Lineage: Eukaryota; Metazoa; Chordata; Actinopteri; Cypriniformes; Xenocyprididae. The coding region runs from base 684 to 1511 and encodes 275 amino acids.
UGAUAAAGUUGUACUUUUCAUAAAAUGUAGAAGUUAUUCAUAGUUAUAUAGAAUAUUCUUCUUGCAGUAACAUUGGUAACAGGGUUGAUGAAUGUGAUCAACACUGUACAGUUUGUGUAAAAAUGAGACGAUAGAUUGAGAUUAUUUUCUUGUCCUCCCAUCAUGCUGUAGAAAGAGCCCAGAUGAUGUCACUUCCUGGGCGUCACAGUUUUAAGAUGAGGAAAAUUCAUAACAGGGUUGAGGGUCGAAAUUCACUUGAGUUUGUUUUCAGUGUCCCACAUUCACAUGUGUGAAAGAAAAAGUGACUAACUCUUAAUAAUUAAACAGUUUUAGUACAAUAAAUAUCUUAAAUAAAUAUCUAAAAUCUUAAAUAAAUAAAUAUCUUAAUUAAAUAUCUUAAAUCUAAAAGUUGGUGUUAAAAUAUGACAAUAAUUGUGUCAUUCAUCAACAUCUUUAAUAGUUCUCACUACAGAAACAUGGUGAUUUGUCUAUAAUGUUUUAAAUAUAAUAAUUGUUUCAGGGACAUAUAAUAAAUAUAUAAAAAGGCAUCAAAGUGAUCGGUAUAUUAGCAGUUGUCUACUUCAGUACAUGAAGGUUCACUUUUAUGUUCUUUCACUUCAUAAUCCUCAUUUUGAAUCACUUUAAUAUACUGAAAAUUAACUUUUGUUGUGAUUUCAGAGCUGAUGGAAGUGAAGGAGGAGAGUGAAGAACUGAGUGAAGUGGAGGAGGAACAUCAUGACAAACCUGGAGAAAAACCUUUGAGUCGCUCAAAGACUAAAAAGACAUUUUUAAAGAAAAGAGCCAAGAAAUCUACAAUCUGUACUCAGUGUGGAAAGAGUUUCUCAACCAAACAGAGUCUUGAUCGUCACAUGAGAAUUCAUACAGGAGAGAAGCCGUUCACAUGUGAUCAAUGUGGGAAGAGUUUCAAACAAAAAGGAAAUCUUAAGAGUCAUAUGAAGGUUCACACUGGAGAGAAACCACACACAUGUGAUCAAUGUGACAAAACAUUUCUUAAGUCAUCAGCCCUGAAGAGACACCUGACAGUUCAUACAAAGGAGAAGCCACAUUCAUGUUCUGUGUGUGGAAAGAGUUUUUCACAGCUGUAUAGUUUACAAGAACAUGAGAAAAUACACACUGGUGUGAGAGAGUACAUGUGCUUUGAGUGUGAGAAGACUUUUAUUUCAGCAAACCAAUUAAAAGUGCACCAGAGAAUUCACACUGGAGAAAAACCUUAUAAGUGUUCAUACUGCGACAAGAGAUUCAAUCAGUCAGAACAUCUGAAAACACACGAGAGGAUCCACUCUGGAGAAACACCUUUCAAGUGUUCACAGUGUGACAAGAGAUUCAGUUGUUCAUCAAAUCUGAAAUCACAUGAGAAGAUCCACAGCAGAGAGAAGCUGCACACAUGUGAUCGGUGUGGAAAGAGUUUCUCUAUUAAAGAUCAGCUGAAGAUACACAUGAAGAUCCAUGCAGUGGAGAAACCACAUCACCACAGUCUGAAAUCACAAUAAGUAGUUCAUCUUUAUGUGCUGAGAAACAAAGUAGUUUCCUUAAAGCCACAAUAAGCGGCAGGACAGUUUGGUGGUUGCUUAGUGUCUGCUUGGAAAAUCUGAAUCUUCUCCUGAAACUACAACAGAAUGAUCAAAUCACUGUUAAAACAGACUGUAUGGAUUUUUUCCUUAAGAUCAAUGUGACAAACUAGUGACUUACACUUAGUGAACAAACUGCCAUGUUUCUAUUAUUGUCAUUUACAACAUAACAAUAAAACAACCUGCAACAGACAAUAUUAACUUGCUGUUGCUCCUCUUCAUUCGUUCCAUGAUAAAUCUCCCACCAUUUCCCAUUAUCAUUCCUUCGAUCUUCUGUAGUAGUUCUUGUACCUGAAUGUCUAAAUUACUCUUGAUAUUGAAACAGUAAAAUCGUCCUCCACAUUCAGUCAACAGCACGAUGUUUCAGUUUUAGAUGUUCAUCACUCCUCUGUUUUUGUCUGUGACUUUUUUUUUUAUCCUUGUGGAAAUAUCCAACCUGGUGGGAUUAUUUUGCCUCGGACUUUGUCACAGGACAGUGCUGUUCCUCAACAUGCUUCCAAACUCAAAACUACUUAAAAGGACAAUCUUGCACACACACAUACAGUGGUGUGAAAAAGCGCUUGCCCCCUUCCUGU